AUGCAGAACCUGUGUUCAGACCGAAAAGACCAGUCCCUUAUGUCGAAUUUAUUGGUAUUGACCAGGAAUUUCAACGUCUUCAGUGAGAUGGUGUUCUUCGGCCAAAUAAUUAUUCUGCAUGGCCGCACCAAUUGUGGCUGUCAAGAGUGUCACAAAGUCCGAAUCCGUGUUGAUUUCUCCACUGGUCUUAAUGCUGCGCUGGAUAGGCAUCAGUAUCCCUUGAUUGUGCCGGAAGAUAUUUUCGCUAGGCUGAAUGGCGGAACUUGUUCCGCUAAGCUGAAUCUAUCCGAUGCAUACCUCCAAAUCGAGGUGAACAAAGGCUCCCGGGAUCUUCUAACCAUUAACUCCCAUCGUGGUCUGUUAGGUUGUGGGGUUUAA
Messenger RNA from Dibothriocephalus latus, 378 nucleotides. NCBI's taxonomy places the organism in Eukaryota, Metazoa, Platyhelminthes, Cestoda, Diphyllobothriidea, Diphyllobothriidae. The record is from the annotation of a GenBank genome assembly.